CUCCGCUCCCCAUUUCCCGGGCUCAAGAGCCAGCGCGACUGACAGAGAGCGAGAGAAGCUCUUCUCCCUCUCUUCCCGUCGGAGAUACCUUCCAAGAUGCAGCCGCAGCAGCCUCACGAUAAAGCAACAGCCGCGUCCUCCGACGCGACGGACUGCGUUUCAUCCAGCAACCAUCCCACCCCAUCCAUCGAUGACUACGACUGGGCGAAUUUCAAAGAUGACGAGAUCAUGCAGCAGCACUCUGCAAUCCGCGCCCAAGAAGCCGAGAAAAUUCCCUUUGUCGGCGACAAGGAACCUCUCUCUGCACUAGCAGCUGAGUAUCUAUCUGGCAGCCCUGUGUUGCAGGAAAAAAUUAAGAUGCUUGCUGAACAAUAUGCUGCCAUCAGGCGAACACGGGGAGAUGGGAAUUGUUUCUUUCGAUGCUUCAUGUUUUCAUAUCUGGAGCAUAUUCUGGAAUCACAAGACAAAGCGGAGGUUGAACGCAUUACAGCAAGUGUUGAGCAAUGCAAGAAGACACUUCAGAGUCUUGGAUAUGCAGAUUUUACCUUUGAAGAUUUCUUUGUGUUAUUCCUCGAACAGUUGGAAAGUGUUCUGCAAGGAAAAGAAGAUUCCAUAAGUCAUGACGAGCUUGUAAGGAGGAGCCGGGAUCCGUUGAUUUCCGACUAUGUUGUGAUGUUCUUCAGAUUUGUCACUUCCGGUGAAAUACGCAGACGCUCUGAAUUUUUCGAACCCUUUGUUCUGGGCUUGACCAACGGAACAGUGGAUCAGUUCUGCAAGGCAUCUGUGGAGCCCAUGGGUGAAGAGAGCGAUCACGUGCAUAUCACUGCCUUGUCAGAUGCAUUAGGUGUGCCAAUUCGUGUGGUGUACCUCGACCGUAGCUCAUGCGACGCCGGUGGUGUCAAUGUGAAUCAUCACGACUUCAUCCCUGCCGCUGGCGAUCCUCAGAAUGGGACUUGCGAUGGUUCUGACCCUCCAAAACCCAUCCUCACUUUGCUCUACCGACCGGGCCACUACGACAUUCUUUACCCCAAGUGACUCACCCUUUCAAGGCUAAAAGAUGACAAAGUCCAAGGAUGUGAAGCCAAUGGAGGUAUGUACUCGACUCUAUUUUGCCUGCAUCAAGACAAUGAUCGAGAUGUCAAUGAGCUCCUGAACUGUUUCCAAACAAUCUGUAACUUGAACGGGAUAGAACAAACAGUCAACACUUUUAGAUCUAAUACAUGAUAACAUGUACGCA
This is a messenger RNA of Magnolia sinica, 1237 nucleotides long. Its product is annotated as OVARIAN TUMOR DOMAIN-containing deubiquitinating enzyme 1-like. The transcript has 9 exons. Gene Ontology annotation, biological process: protein K48-linked deubiquitination. Gene Ontology annotation, molecular function: cysteine-type deubiquitinase activity; ubiquitin binding. Gene Ontology annotation, cellular component: nucleus. NCBI's taxonomy places the organism in Eukaryota, Viridiplantae, Streptophyta, Magnoliopsida, Magnoliales, Magnoliaceae. The record is from RefSeq and is a predicted model, not a curated record. The coding region runs from base 97 to 1035 and encodes 312 amino acids.